Staurois parvus is the source of this 253-nucleotide messenger RNA. Lineage: Eukaryota; Metazoa; Chordata; Amphibia; Anura; Ranidae. The record is from the annotation of a GenBank genome assembly.
AGUGGGCGCACAGCUGAUCGGAACUUGCGGGGGUCACUGCUGGGCACCGAUCAUCAGGGCACUGAUCAUCAGUGCCCUGAUGAUCGGUGCCGAUCCCCGCUCUGACAACUGCCGCCCCAACAGUGUCCAUCAGUGCUGCCAGUCAGUGUCCAUCAAUGCCACCUGUCAGUGUCCUUCAGUGCCGCCAGUCAGUUCCCAUCAGUGCCGCCAGUCAGUUCCCAUCAGUGCUGCCAGCCAGUGCCGCCUAUCAGUG